Messenger RNA from Staurois parvus, 339 nucleotides. The record is from the annotation of a GenBank genome assembly. Lineage: Eukaryota; Metazoa; Chordata; Amphibia; Anura; Ranidae.
UUACACUUGGCACAAUGCAGUCAGGCAAGUACUGUUCUGGCAACAGCCAAACCCAGACUCGUACUGCUCUCAAGUCCAGUGGCGGCGUGUUUUACACCACUGCAUCCGAUGCUUUGCACUUAGUGCACUUCGUGGCUGAGUUGCUGUUGUUCCCAGUUGCUUCCACUUUGUUAUAAUACCACUAACAGUUGACUGUGGAAUAUUUAGUAGCCAGGAAAUGUCAUGAAUGGACUUAUUGCACAGGUGGCAACCUAUCGCGGUACCACGCUUGAAUUCACUGAGCUCCUGAGAGCGACCUAUUCUUUCCCAAAUGUUUGUAGAAGCAGUCUGCAUGCCUAG